AUGACAACAACCUCAUCACUCGAACCAACUUUAUACACCUUGUUACCCCCUUCAUUUCACUCUUCAUUUUCAUCCCAUCUCUCUCUCCAAUCCAUCCAUGCCGAAUCAUUCCAUAUAGUGGAUAGGAUAUAUACCACUUCCAAUCCUGUUAUCCAAGGUCAACUCCGUAAUCUCCGAUUCCGAUCAAGACUCCUCCAUGUCUCCUCAAAUUGUUCUCAAUUAGAUUUCAAGCGGACGGGAAAAGGGAAAGGGAAAGGGAAGGAAGAAGAGCAAGUAUCAAUAGGAAAAGAAGGAGGGAAAGGGUUUUGGAUACAUAAUUUGUCAUACGUUUCAGCACCUCUAAGAGGUCAAGAAUAUUCUCAAACUUCUACUAGAGCAGUCAUUGGUAUUGAUAUUCUAAGUAUGGAAGACGAAGAUGAUAUUGAAGAUUUUAUCAAUAGUUUAGGUUUCGAUCAUUCACACAGUUACUCAAUGACCGGAACGUUAUUUCACAUACCUUUACCCCUUCCCACUUCCAAUCCAAUAACGAUUCAAAUAUCCAUAACCCACUUAACACGGAUACCGAAAACAACCUCAUCUUCAACUACCCUUACGUCCGAGAUCACAUCUCCGAGAUCAAAAGAACCAUGGUUAGUCCAAAUAUACCCCUCAAGACCUGUAAACGCAGUUCCACAACCUGGUGAUGUAAGUUACGCUCAAUUGGUAGAGAUCAUGAAUGAUCUCAUAAGUAGGAUAGGUGUACAAGGUCUGGAAUGGUCUACCGCUGGACGGUGA
This is a messenger RNA of Kwoniella shivajii, 774 nucleotides long. RefSeq lists its product as uncharacterized. NCBI's taxonomy places the organism in Eukaryota, Fungi, Basidiomycota, Tremellomycetes, Tremellales, Cryptococcaceae. Bases 1 to 774 code for a protein of 257 amino acids. The transcript is spliced from 2 exons. The record is from RefSeq and is a predicted model, not a curated record.